AUGGGCGAUAUCUACCUGCUGUCGUCAGAACAGGAAUUAGCAAAAUUCAUGCUCAACCCACGACCCUACCUACUACCACCGCAGCCCAAAGCGCCGAUUCGGUUAGCAGUUGUCGGUCCCGAGGCAUCGGGCGAGCAAGAUCUGGCUAAUCUGUUGGGCAGGCAUCUGGAGGUCACUGUGGUCGACUUAAAGGGUCGCCUUAAGAACCAGGAGGAGGAAUUACUCAAUGAACGUUUAGAGGCAGUCAAAAAAUCAACAACAGAGAAGCAGAUAGAGAUAAUUCAAAAGAGAAAUGCUGCGGAAAUAUCGGAAAUGAAAUCAGGUUUGGCAUAUAUUGAUAGGAACUUUUAG
Protopolystoma xenopodis is the source of this 351-nucleotide messenger RNA. Lineage: Eukaryota; Metazoa; Platyhelminthes; Monogenea; Polystomatidea; Polystomatidae. The record is from the annotation of a GenBank genome assembly.